Molecule: messenger RNA, 1071 nt
Organism: Penicillium paradoxum
Lineage: Eukaryota; Fungi; Ascomycota; Eurotiomycetes; Eurotiales; Aspergillaceae
Exons: 3
Coding region: 1-1071 (356 amino acids)
Biological process (GO): Golgi organization
Cellular component (GO): Golgi apparatus
Molecular function (GO): protein binding
Source: RefSeq, a predicted model, not a curated record
AUGUUUGGUGCAUUAAAUCGUUUCAUCGGCCGCCUGGACGGGGAGCCCGGUCAACCCUCUCGCAACGGCCCCAGUGACAACGCAUUCGGUUUCCAGGUCCUCCGCAACAAAGACCCGGAACUGCCCUUGGAGCCUUGGUUUGACUUCAUUGUGGGUAUCAAUGGCCAUACCAUUGAAGAUCCAGACCCAAAUCUCUUUGCGACGGAGUGCCGUAAUUGCGCCGGAGGGAGCUUGAGAUUGGAACUAAACACGUUCCUCUAUCAGGGUCAACGAACACACACAGUGACUCACCCUGUACCGCCAACCAACCCCUCCCUCGGUCUUGCGCUACAGCUUGCUCCCCUCUCCUCUACUCAAAAUAUAUGGCAUGUCAUUGCCAUUCCAUCACCGCUCAGCCCCGCAUAUCGAGCGGGCUUGCUCCCUUAUUCAGACUAUAUCAUUGGAACCCCAAGCGGGACCCUAAGAGGGGAAUCUGCACUUGGGGAGUUGGUUGAAGAUCAUCUAAACCGCACACUAGUACUUUGGGUUUACAACAGCGAAUUUGAUGUGGUUCGUGAGGUCGAGCUUGUUCCUACAAGGGGCUGGGGUGGGGAAGGCGCCCUCGGUGCAGAGCUAGGAUACGGUGCUCUUCACCGACUACCCAUCGGGCUCGGGGAAGAGGUGGAGGGCCCAGGGGAGGUCGUUUUUGAGACACGCGAGGGUGGCACCGCUGCUUCAGUGGGCGGCCCUGCAAGCUCUCUGCCAGGCAUGGCGGCUCCUCCGACUAAUUUCCUAGUCCCAGCAAAUAUCAUAUCGCCGCCGCCUUUAGCUUCAGCGCAAGCCAGAGUUGCCUCCCCAUUAGGGAGCAGAUCUCCCGCCGGUCGUCGUGCAGCAAAAUCACGAUCAAUCGCCUCUCCCAAUAGAGCGUUCGAUGAUUACUUUGCUGAGGGUGAAGAGAAAAGUCGGGCACAAGACUAUGCGCCGUCGCGGCAGGGAACGCCUCUACCUCCGCCGCCCAAGUCUGGAGUCUCCCCACCUCACAGAGGAAGUCCUGCGCCGGGAGGCUCCCCUAGAUCUACUCGGGAGAAAUGA